GCUAGUAGCUCAGAGUGCGGACGGCUCCCGUGGUAUCAUACUGCCGUUUGUCUUGACACCUCAAGGGAGCCUGGCUUUGUUGGGAUAAGUCCACAUAACGGUCCCUGUUAUCCAGGGAGUAGGUGUGGCAGAGGUGUGGAACAAGACCUUACGGCUGCCGCUUGUCCAAAGCUGAAAACAUUGGGAAAGUUUCGCCAUGUAAGGGUGUUUCCUGAAACGAUGUUCUGUAUCACGUGAUGAGUAAAGGAGACAGCCCUCCUGACAUUAAUGUCCAAGACAAAUGUGCUCGGGAUGGCCAUCGUAUGUGUCCUCCUCCACCUCCACCUCCACCUCCUCCUCCUCCUCGGUGCCUUGGGUAGCGUCCGGUCCGAAGACCGUGACCCUGAUGCGGAGGACCACGAACCGCGCCGCUACCCCCGCUUCUCCUCGGACAGCACGGUGUUCGAGCACCUGGCGUUGCACCCGGACCCAGCGGUUGGCACGGUGUACGUGGGGGCGCGCGACCGCCUCUUCCAGCUGGACGGCCUGGACGGCCUUCGCCUGGAGCAGGAGGAGCACACGGGCCCCGUGAGGGACAGCAAGGACUGCCUGCCGCCUGUCACUGAGGCCCUGUGUCCACACGCCAGCUACACCAGCAACCACAACAAGCUGCUGCUGGUGGACCCAUACUCCAGGCAGCUCAUCACCUGUGGCAGCGUGCACCAGGGCACCUGCCAGAAGCGCAGCCUGGACUCGGUCAGCCAGGUGCUGUUCGCCGCCGAGCGGCCCGUGGACACGCAGCACGUGGCGGCCAACGACCCGGCCGUGUCCACCGUGGGCCUGGUGGUGAGUCCGCGUCCCGGCCAGCCGCCCGUGCUCUACGUGGGCCGCGGCUACACCAGCAGCCAGCCGCCCAUCUCCACGCGCCACCUGCACGCCGAGCCCGUCUUCUCCUACGAGGAGACCGCCAAGCUCACCGUUGCCGGCCGCCAGUCUGAGUACGACCACCACUUCGUGACGUCCUUCUCCCGCCGAGACCAUGUCUACUUCCUCUUCUACCGCCGGGACCUCAAGGCCGCCUCCAGGGAGUACCGGACGUUUGCGGCGCGGGUGUGUCUGGACGACGCGGCGUACUACUCGUACGUGGAGGUACCCCUGGUGUGCCACUCGGUCUCCACGGGGAAGAACUACAACCUGCUCCAGGCGGCCCACCUGGGCAACACCAGCUCCGGGAGCCAGCUGCUGGUGGGGGUCUUCUCCCCCUGGGUCAGCUCCGCCGUGGGGCCCGGGGACGAGGCCGCACUCUGCUUCUACCAGCUGGACCAGAUCGACCGGCAGAUGGACGAGACGCGAGACUUGUGCUACACUCAGAUGGGCUUCGGGGAGGGCGCCGCUGCCGCAGAGGUGGCGUACAUCGAGUACGACGUCAAGUCCAGCUGUGCCAGCCUGCCUAGGAACACCCUGAAGGCCUACCCGUGUGGUUCAGACCACACCCCCAGCCCCAUGGCCAGCCGUAUGCCCGUGGAGAGCAGAGCAUUGUGGGAUAGCCCCUCUGCUCGCCUCACUGCGGUGGCCGUCAGUGUGCGCGACCAGCACACCAUCGCCUUCCUGGGAGACGCCAAGGGCCAGUUGCACAAGGUGUUUAUUGAUUACGCCACGGGGAAGGCUGAGAGGUAUGCCACCAUGUCCAUCCAGCCCCACUCGCCCAUCAACAGGGACCUGAUCCUGGAUCAGGAGGAGAAGCACCUGCUCAUCAUGACCAGCAACGCAGUGGAGAAGAGACCAGUGUCGGAGUGUGAGGGCCACUCUGACUGCGUGUCCUGCUUAGCCUCUCGAGACCCCUACUGCGGCUGGUGUGUGCUCGAGGGAAGGUGUGGUGUGCGGUCGUCGUGCCAGAGGGGUUCUCUGGAGGGCCAGUGGCUCUGGAGCUUCAGCCCCCAGCAGCAGCAGCAGCAGCAGCAGGCAGCCUGCCUCAGCGUCUCCUCCCUCAGCCCCCUCAACGCCAGCCACGGAGAGGAGACCACCAUUGUCCUGGAGGUUCCUGGUCUGCCGAGUCUGUCUGAGGGGGAGGCCUACAGCUGUGUGUUUCAGGAUACUGAGACUCCCGCCACCGUCCAGGGCACCAGCGUCACCUGCCUGACCCCACAUGCCACCAGAGCUCCAAUCAUCAGCCACGGAAAUGAUUCGGUCACGGUGCCCCUCUCCCUGCGCUUCCUCAACAUCACGGUAGCCAGCCAAGUCUUCACUUUCUACGACUGCGGCCGCGUCCAGCAGCUCUCCCUCACCAAGCCGUGCACAGGAUGUGUGAGCAGUCGCUGGAGUUGCAACUGGUGUAUACACCAGCACGUUUGCACACACAAGCCAACCUGUAGCGAAGGGGUCAUCAUUUACAAUGAACAUUUCAAACUCCCCACCUCUGGCCCCACCGUCUCCACCCCCACCACCACCACCAAUAAAGCCGUCAAUAGAUUAGCAUCGACCACGCAAAGUCCUUCAGUUCCGACCACAGCCAUCCACUUAGCGACUGCAGCAUCGCUGGCCACUGAGGCACCAGCAUCAUCAGUCACUCCUCUACCCACCACCCCUGAGCCUACCGUGGGGCCCACCACCACCACCACCACCACCUCCACCACGCCUCCUCUCAGCUCCACCACCACGGCUACGUUGCCUCCCAUGCUGAACCAAGCCACCACCGUGACCGACGCACCCACCACCACCACCACCAGUCCUCCACCAGGGAGGCCCACCACAGCCAUCAGCUCUGCUGCUGCUGCUGCCAGUGAGGAGGAACUACUAGAGGAAACCGGAGGAGCUGUAGAGGAAGCCAUGAGGACCGGGGCUCAAAACAACUCAGAUGCCGAAAAAGACGAGAAGGAGAACGCGCCCGAGGAAUCUUCUGUCCCGGGUUUUGGAACUACCCCUUCGCCGAGCGUGGUUGUUCAGCCUCCUCUUGACGAAGUGGACGGUGACGUGGUCCCCGUGGGUGAUGAAGUCCUUGCUGAUGUGGCUGAGGCUGCUCUCACCACCCCCAAGACCCGGGUCACUUCCUGGCUGGAUGCCCCAAUGGAGGAGGCCAAUGGGGAGGAGGAAGCCGAUGCUGCUGCUGCUGGGGGUGCAGAUGUGUCAUCCGCAUCCUCAUCUGCCACAGCGCCCUCUGGGGAUGGGGAGGGGGAGGGCAGCCCGCCCGACUUCUCCCAAAACCCAGACAUGAUGGCAGACUAUCAGGCCGACUCGGCUGAGUUUUACCUGCCGGGAGAUGAGGGCUCGUUUGUGAGUGGCGGGGCGUUUGCGUGUCCGUGUGUGGAGAACAUCCAGGGCUCCUCCCUCCUGCCCGUCAACACGGAGAGGAAGAUCACUCUGACCGGGCGCAACCUGCACCUCUACAAGGAUGAGGAGCUGGACUACGAGUGUGUGCUGUCCAUCGAGGGCCAGGCUGUAGUGGUGGACGCCUUCGUGGAGGCAGACGAGGCCCAGUCCUCCCUCUUCUACAUCACCUGCCAACUCCACAAGUACUCCUACGCAGCUGCCCUGGAGGAAUACAGCGCCACCAUAGCAGUCAGGAGGAGGAACACCUUCCACAUGGACAGCAACCACGACCUGCAGGUGACCCUGUACAACUGCUCGGUGGGCCGCUCCGACUGCAGCCGGUGCCACACGGCGGAUGCGAAGUACGGCUGCGUGUGGUGCGGCGGCGCCCAGUCCAGCUGCCUCUACCGGGACUCAUGCGAGGACCACGUCCAGCAGACCUGCCCAGCACCUGUCAUCCACCUGAUUGAGCCUCUGUCGGGGCCGGUGGAGGGGGGCACCACGGUAACCAUCUCGGGCUCCAACCUGGGCCAGAGGGCGGAGGACAUCCAGCACUCUGUCACGCUGGCAGGAGUCCCCUGCACUGUCAUCCCCAGCAGCUACCAGGUCUCAUCCAGGAUUGUGUGCGAGACGAGACCCAGUAAGACGGAACAAAGCGGCCAGGCUUCCGUGAAGGUCAGGAACGGAGGCGUCGGCGAAUCGGCACAGAGGUUCCACUUCCAGGACCCCGAGCUGUCUGAUGUGUUCCCUGUGCGGGGCCCCUUGGCAGGGGGCACCCUGCUGACGGUGGCUGGGCGGAGGCUACGCACCGGACACCUCAGGGAGAUCGCCGUGCAUGUUGGAGGAGUACCCUGCACCAUCUCCUCUGAGGUUCAGGAUGACCGUAUCGAGUGUGUGACGGGCAGCAGCAACCGUACUGGGGAGCAUGCGGUGGUGGUGCGCUUCAAUAGGGCAGAGCGCCAUCUGCAGGCCGUUCCCUUUCAUUACAGCCCCAAUCCCAACGUCACGCUGGCAGGACCCUCCAGGAGCUUCCUCAGUGGCGGGCGGAUGAUCCGUGUGUCAGGACACAACCUGGACGUGGUUCAGGAGCCGAGGAUACGCGUGACACUCGUACCCCUGGAGGCCCAUACUCAGAAGAGGAGGAGGAGGAGGAGCAGGAGGAGGAGGAAGAGUGGCAGUGACAGGCCAGGGGAGGAGGAGGAAGACGACAAAGAUAGCAGGCCUCUCAGGAGGCAGCGCAGGAUCGUACCAGAGCCCGGCUGUCCAGAGGGAGUCUUGUGCACUGUCAAACAGUUUGAAGAGCGCUGCACGAUAAACAGCUCGUCUCUGAUCCUGUGCCGCACCCCCUCGGUGGGGUCGGAGGCCCUGCAGGCCCAGGUGAAGGUGGACUUCCUGUUGGAUAACCUCCACUUCCCCUUCGGGGUCAUCGGAGGGGGCGACGCCUUCAGCUACGAGAGGAACCCCGUCCUGCGGCCGCUCAACCAGCACGACCCCAGCAAACCCUACCGCCACAAGCCUGGCAGCAUCAUCUCGGUGGAGGGUGAGAACUUGGACUUGGCCAUCUUCAAAGAGGAAGUGGUGGCGGUGAUCGGCGAGGGCGUCUGUGCUGUCAAGACUCUGACCCGUAACCACCUGUACUGCGAACCGCCUUCCCAGCAGCCCUCAGCACUCGCAGCCAAGAGGCGGGAGGGCACAGAUGUUCUUCCGGAAUUUACUGUGAGGAUGGGCAACCUGAACUUCUCGCUGGGCCGUGUGCAGUAUGACACGCAGGGCCUGGCCACAUUCCCCCUGGAGGCCCAGGUGGGGGUCGGGGUCGGGGCCUCCAUCGUGGCCCUCAUCGUACUGGUCAUCGUCCUCAUAUACAGGAGGAAGAGCAAGCAGGCUCUGAGGGACUACAAGAAGGUGCAGAUCCAACUGGAGAACCUGGAGACCAGCGUGAGGGACCGCUGCAAGAAGGAGUUCACUGACCUGAUGACGGAGAUGAUGGACCCCACUAGUGACCUGGUGGGUUCUGGGAUCCCCAUCCUGGACUACCGCACGUACGCAGAGAGGAUCUUCUUCCCCGGCCACAAGGAGUCGCCACUGAGGCGGGGGCUGGACGUGCAGGAGUGUCGCCGGGCAACCGUGGAACAGGGCCUAGUGCAGCUCUCCAACCUGCUCAACAGCAAACUCUUCCUCACCAAGUUCAUCCACACCCUAGAGGGCCAGCGUACCUUCUCCCCGCGUGACCGGGCCUACGUGGCCUCGCUCCUGACGGUGGCGCUACACGGGAAGCUGGAGUACUACACAGACAUCCUCAAGACACUACUCAACGACCUGGUGGAACAGUACACCGCCAAGAACCCCAAACUCAUGCUCAGGAGGACGGAGUCUGUGGUUGAGAAGCUGCUGACCAACUGGAUGUCUAUCUGCCUCUACACAUUCCUCAGGGACUCGGCGGGGGAGCCCCUGUACAUGCUGUUCAGAGCCAUAAAGCACCAGGUGGAUAAGGGCCCGGUGGACGCCGUGACAGGCAAGGCCAAAUACACACUCAACGACAACCGCCUACUACGCGAAGACGUGGAGUACAAGACACUGACUCUGAAUGUGCUGGUGCCGGGGGCGGGGGCCAACGAGACCCAGACGGUGCCCACUAAGGUGCUGGACUGUGACACCAUCACGCAGGUGAAGGAGAAGGCCCUGGAGCAGACCUGGAAGGGAACCUCCUACUCCCUCAGGCCCUCUACCGACUCUGUACACCUGGAGUGGCGGGCGGGGAUGGCAGGUCACCUGAUCCUGUCAGACGAGGACCUGACGUCCGUGGUGCAGGGGACCUGGAAACGCCUCAACACACUACAACACUACAAGGUUCCUGAUGGAGCUACGGUGACGCUGGUGCCUCGCCACUCUAAACACAUUCACCAUGACAGCCACGACUACAUGCCUGGAGAGAAGACGCCGAUGCUUGAGGACGGUGAUGAGGGUGGCAUCCGGCUCUGGCACCUUGUGAAGGCCAGCGAGGAGGCGGAGCUCCCCAAGCAUCGCCGUGGCAGCCUGAGAGAGAGGGAGAGAGAGAGGGCCAAGGCCAUACCAGAGAUCUACCUCACAAGACUACUCUCCAUGAAGGGGACUCUUCAGAAGUUUGUGGAUGACCUGUUCACGGUGAUCCUGAGCACCAGUCGUCCUGUGCCCCUGGCUGUAAAGUACUUCUUUGACCUGCUGGAUGAGCAGGCCCUGCAGCACGGCAUCCAAGACCCAGAGACCGUCCACAUCUGGAAGACCAACAGCUUGCCUCUGAGGUUCUGGAUCAACAUCCUGAAGAAUCCUCAUUUCAUAUUUGACGUGCACACCUCUGAUAACGUGGACGCUGUGCUGUCCGUUAUCGCACAGACCUUCAUGGACUCCUGCACCAUCGCAGACCACAAACUCGGAAGGGAUUCCCCCAUUAACAAGUUGCUGUAUGCCAGAGACAUCCCGCGCUACAAGCAGAUGGUGGAGAGGUAUUAUGCGGACAUCCGGCAAACGAUUUCGGCCAGUGAUCAGGAGAUGAAUUCUGCGCUUGCUGAGUUGUCGAGAAAUUACUCUGGAGAUGUAAACUGCCUUGUGGCCCUGCACGAGCUGUACAAGUACAUCAACAAAUACUAUGACCAGAUCAUCAGUGCACUGGAGGAGGACCCCACGGCCCAGAAGAUGCAACUCGGCUACAGGCUGCAGCAGAUCGCCGCCGCUGUGGAGAACAAAGUCACCGACCUAUGACCUAUGACCUAUGACUCACGACCCACAACCUUUGAGAUGUGACCGCACAACACACUGGACACCAACCACCCAUCCAUCCAACCAACCAACACCCUCCCUGGGACUAUGACUCCAGACUGGCUGCCUUCCACAGGGCAAGGAGAACUGAAGGACUCUGAAGGACUUAAUUUGAGAGUUGGGCCCACUCUGGGGGAUGGAUGGAGGAUUGGGUGGAUGAAUGAUGAUGAUUACUGUAGAAUUUGACCUCCACUCGAGGCGAGAGAUUUUUUUUCCGGAAUACAGGGGACAGGAGCUGAUGGGGAUGGAGCAGUGAGAGAUGGAUAUUGGGAGGAAGAGGAAAGGCCAGGAGCUUUCACCGUUUCCUUUUCAAUCUGUUAAAUCCAUGGAACUUAUGAAACCCCAACAGCAAUUUGAGAAGAACUUGAGCUUGCCAACACUACCCUCUUCGUGACGUCAUACCCUUUUUUUCUGGAUUCUGCUGAUGUUGCUUGUUAUUGUUCUUGCAUUGUUUUGGGCAUUCCUACCCGUAUGAGAUCAUCAGCUUGUGCAGACGUGUACUAUGGACCCAUGGAGCCUACUGUUACCGAGGGAACACCCCUCUGGAUGAGAGACUUGUUGGUGUGAUAGGACUCAAUAAUGAUGGACAGCACUGAAGAUUGGCAGUUACUACAGAGGGGUGUCAUAAUGGCACAAGAUGUAGUCAGAGAGGUAACGUGUGUGUGUGUGUGUGUGUGUGUG
This is a messenger RNA of Engraulis encrasicolus (European anchovy), 7758 nucleotides long. RefSeq names its product plexin b1a (gene plxnb1a). Gene Ontology annotation, cellular component: plasma membrane; semaphorin receptor complex. Lineage: Eukaryota; Metazoa; Chordata; Actinopteri; Clupeiformes; Engraulidae. Gene Ontology annotation, biological process: axon extension; regulation of cell migration; semaphorin-plexin signaling pathway involved in axon guidance. The record is from RefSeq and is a predicted model, not a curated record. Gene Ontology annotation, molecular function: semaphorin receptor activity; protein binding. The transcript is spliced from 41 exons. Bases 268 to 7020 code for a protein of 2250 amino acids.